Molecule: messenger RNA, 1366 nt
Organism: Oryza brachyantha (malo sina)
Lineage: Eukaryota; Viridiplantae; Streptophyta; Magnoliopsida; Poales; Poaceae
Product: probable apyrase 3
Exons: 8
Coding region: 1-1365 (454 amino acids)
Biological process (GO): nucleoside diphosphate catabolic process
Cellular component (GO): membrane
Molecular function (GO): nucleoside diphosphate phosphatase activity
Source: RefSeq, a predicted model, not a curated record
AUGGCGGCUCAUCACGUCAUGGGCGUUGCAGCAGCCAUGCUUCUCCUGCUGGCGUCGACCUCGCCGGCUCUUGCCGACACGGCGGUGCUCGGCCGGAAGGGCGGCGGCACGGCCGAUGAGCAGACGGCGGGGCGAGGGAGAGGGAGGUACGCUGUGAUAUUGGACGCCGGCAGCACGGGGACGAGGGUGCAUGUCUUCCGGUUCGACAAGAAGAUGGACCUCCUCAAAAUCGGCGACGACAUCGAGGUCUUCGCCAAGGUGAAUCCAGGACUGAGCUCGUACGCUGGAAGGCCACAGGAGGCAGCAAAAUCUAUACUCCCUCUGCUUGAUAAGGCCAAUCACGCUGUCCCUGCCGGGCUUAUGAACAAAACUCCCCUUGAGCUCGGGGCAACUGCUGGACUGAGACUGAUUGGAGAUGAAAAGGCAAACCAAAUCCUUGAAGCGGUUAGGGAUGUUGUCCACAGCAAGAGCAAAUUCCAGUACGACCCAAACUGGAUCAAUGUUCUUACGGGAUCCCAAGAGGGAUCCUACAUGUGGGUCGCUCUCAACUAUUUGCUGGAUAGAUUAGGAGGGGAUUACUCCGAAACAGUUGGUGUGAUUGAUCUUGGAGGCGGAUCCGUGCAAAUGGCCUACGCCAUCUCGUCAAGCACUGCUGCUAACGCUCCCCGGGUGCCUCAUGGGCAAGAUCCCUAUGUUACAAAGGAGUAUCUCAAAGGAAGAGAUUACAAUGUUUAUGUGCAUAGUUACUUGCACUACGGCGCUCGGGCUGCUCGUGUGGAGGUCCUGAAGAGAAAGAAUGGACCAUUUAGCAACUGCAUGCUGCGUGGAUUCAACGGCAAAUACACGUACAACGGGGAGGAGUAUGAUGCAAUGGCUGCACCACAAGGUGCAGACUACCACAAGUGCAGACAAGAUGUGGUGAAGGCACUCAACCUAAAAGCCCCAUGCCAAACCAACAGCUGCACCUUCAACGGCGUAUGGAACGGUGGCGGCGGAGCUGGACAGGACGAGCUCUAUGUCGCCUCCAGCUUCUACUUCAUGGCCUCCGAUAUUCGGUUCAUCGACAACAACGCUCCUAGUGCAAAGUCAACUCCAGCUGCAUACAAGGAUGCUGCCGAGAAGGUUUGCAAACUGAGCGUCCAAGAAGCAAAAGCAGUGUAUCCCAGCGCUCGUGAUCAUGCCUACUUAUGCAUGGAUCUCGUAUAUCAGUACACCUUGCUCGUUGAUGGCUUUGGUUUGGCGCCAACGAAGAAGAUCACUCUAGUAGAAAAGGUGAAGCAUGAGGAGUACUACAUCGAAGCAGCGUGGCCAUUAGGCACUGCCAUUGAAGCUGUGUCCCCCAAAAAGAAGUAUCAAGAGGCAUGAU